CAAGCGCACACACAUUUACUCAGAUGCUGCUCCCACACAUUACGGCAGAGUCCAGGAAUGAGGAGAGACUCAGUUCUGAUGGAAAAGAAUGUGUAGAGCGCUGGGGAGGUUUUACAGUUCGAGCUAAAGACAGGGAGAACUGCUCUGUGUGUAUAAGGUGGAGUGGUUGUAGUUAAUAAGUAACAGUCACUUAAGGUUCAAAGGUUCAGUCACACUGGGAACUGGGAAAACUUCCUUCGGUGGCAGUUAAAGAAAACACUUUCUUAUUUAAAUUUGUGUUAUUAAUAUAUUUGUGAAGUUAUAGAGAAUCUGAGAUGGGAAAGAAGCAGGCAGAUACAGGGCCACUGUCGAGGCGUCCGGAUAACUCCGCAUUUAAACAGCAGAGGUUACCCGCCUGGUCUCCAUCUCUCACGGCACAGACCGUGCUGCCAACCUUCUACAUCCUCUCUCUCGUGUGCUUGUUUCUGGGCAUCUGGCUCCUCAUCACUGUUGAGAACACAUAUGAACUGAAGGUGGACUACACUAAUGCUGGAACAUGUGAACGAUGCUUCGAGAUGCGGAAGCAUGCCAUCCACACCAGAACAACCUGCACAUGCUUAGUCAACUUCUACGUUCCAAAAACCUUUUCGGGCGAUGUAUUUUUUUACUACGGUCUGAGAAACUUUCAUCAGAACCUGCGGAGGUACAUGGACUCCCGCGAUGACACACAGAUGGUGGGGAAGAAGAACAACCUGAAGGCACCGAGUUCAUACUGCGCUCCGUUCGAUUACGAUGCAAACGGAGUACCCAUUGCCCCAUGUGGUGCUGUGGCCAACAGCAUGUUCAACGACUCAUUUACAGUGAUGUAUUAUCCAACAAAUGGGCCAGAAGUGCAAGUUCCACUCUACAGGAAGGGCAUCGCUUGGUACACGGACAAAAACGUCAAGUUCCGUAACCCUCCGACCAACAACACAUUCACACUCUCACAAGCCUUUGAAGGCACGAUUCGGCCCUUAUACUGGCAGCGUCCGGUUUAUGAGCUGGAUGACACAGACCACAACAACAAUGGCUUCAUAAAUGACGACCUGAUUGUUUGGAUGAGAGAGGCGGCCUUCCCUAAUUUUAAAAAGCUUUAUGGGGUUCUCAAUCGUGCUCAAGGGCCUUUCACUCAAGGCCUGCCUGCUGGCAACUACAGCGUCUCUAUAAUUUACAAUUUUCCUGUCGAGCCCUUUAGAGGUCAGAAGGAGCUGGUGAUCUCCAUGGUGACCUGGUUUGGUGGGCAGAAUUACUUUCUGCCCAUAGCGUACCUGGUGACCAGUGGACUGAUCUUGGUGGCAGCUAUCGUACUCACAGUGGUGUAUGUGAAAGUGGGCAAAAAGGGCAAGAACAUGGAGGAAUAAACCAUAGUAGGAAGGAAAUGUAAAUCAGAAAAGAAUGACAUAAACACUGCACUUCAAGGCACAUUGGAAGGAAUUGAAUUGUACAUAUACAUUGUACAUAUCAGCCUAAUUAUGAGAAAAAAAUUGUUGACCAAAACUCAUUUCAUAUGGUUCUACAAUAAUAUUAAUAUCCUUAUAUACAGUGGCAUUCAAAAAUAUGAGUUCACAUCGAAAGUCUGGGAUUAAAAAUAGAGAGUGUUCAUUUUUCAAUUCAGCUUUUCACGCAAAUUGUUAUGCUUAUAAUUUGUAAUGGAAACAAACAAAUCUGUAUUAAAGUAGAAAAAAAUGCAAAAUAGAAACAUUUUCACAAGUGAACUUUUGAACCCCACUGUUAUGAAAUGUAAAAACUGGCCAUAUUUCCAGACAGGAAAUGAUAAUGGAUAAGUAUAAUUUCCAGCUGUUUUGAAAUCAUUGCACUGGGGUCUCUUCUCACAUCUGAUAUGAUCUAAGUUUGGAAUAGCAUACUACUAACUUAUUUAUGCUGUGUGUAGGGCAUAUAUUGUGUGUAGUAUGCAAGUUUACUUUCUACAGUGUAUACUCAGUUGACUCACAAUAUUUAUAAAAGUGCUGUAUAAAAAAGGGGACACCUGACUUGAUCUUCCAUGUUCAGUGUGAUGAAUGAACCCGAAGAAAUUGCAUAAUGUUUAACAUUCUAUUAAAAAACAAACAAAAAAAACAGGUACGUACUGCAUAAGUACGCAGUAUACCAGUAAACUACCAGCAGGGGGCGUCUGUGACAAUAUACGAAAUAUAUUGAACGCGAUUACAAACCACCUGUAUUUACUGAACGCUGCAUUUACUUAUUAUACAGCGUAGAAUGUGUGUUAAUUUUUUCAUUUAAGAGUUGUAUAAGAAUGUAUCAGUUUUACACACUUGGCUUAUGUAUUUAUGCGCUUUCAACACUCCACAUAGUUUACAAAGUGACUCUUUUGUCAGUUUGACAGUUGGGUAUAACGCAUUCGUCAUUCAGUCAGACGCUAAUAUUUGCGGGAAAUUUAUUAUUUUUUAAAUUCUUUUAUAAUUAUUACACAUGUAUUACGACUUCAUAUUAUUUGAGGAACAACAUGGAAUGUUGAGAAGGAACUACAAAAUAGUUGGUAAUUAAAAUAUUGAGUUAUUGUGAUAGCACCUUUUAACUAUAUAAAUACGCACACACACACACACACACACACACACACACACACACACACA
This is a messenger RNA of Megalobrama amblycephala (Wuchang bream), 2609 nucleotides long. It is a transcript of the gene cdc50c, whose product is annotated as transmembrane protein 30C. Bases 315 to 1379 code for a protein of 354 amino acids. Gene Ontology annotation, cellular component: Golgi apparatus; endoplasmic reticulum; plasma membrane. The transcript is spliced from 7 exons. Gene Ontology annotation, biological process: phospholipid translocation. NCBI's taxonomy places the organism in Eukaryota, Metazoa, Chordata, Actinopteri, Cypriniformes, Xenocyprididae. The record is from RefSeq and is a predicted model, not a curated record.